Messenger RNA from Labrus mixtus (cuckoo wrasse), 1602 nucleotides. It is a transcript of the gene rbm46, whose product is annotated as RNA binding motif protein 46. The coding region runs from base 70 to 1602 and encodes 510 amino acids. The transcript has 9 exons. Gene Ontology annotation, cellular component: nucleus. Gene Ontology annotation, molecular function: mRNA binding. The record is from RefSeq and is a predicted model, not a curated record. NCBI's taxonomy places the organism in Eukaryota, Metazoa, Chordata, Actinopteri, Labriformes, Labridae.
AACGGAGACUCUGGGAAGGUGAGUCCUCUGCUGGGCGAGGACGAGUUCAAGGCGUCCUGCGCCAAAGAGAUGGCCCUGCUGGACCUGAUGGAGAAGACGGGCUACGACAUGGUGCAGGAGAACGGCCAGAGGAAGUUUGGAGGACCCCCGCCAGGUUGGGAGGGUCCGGCCCCCCCGCGGGGCUGCGAGGUGUUUGUGGGGAAGAUUCCCAGAGACAUGUACGAGGACGAGCUGGUGCCGCUGUUUGAGAGGGCGGGGAGGAUCUACGAGUUCAGACUGAUGAUGGAGUUCACCGGGGAGAACCGCGGCUACGCCUUCGUCAUGUACACCGACAGAGAAGCGGCUCAGAGAGCGAUCCAGAUGUUAGAUAACCACGAGAUCCGUCCGGGGAAGUUCAUCGGCGUGUGUGUGAGUCUGGACAACUGUCGCCUCUUCAUCGGAUCCAUCGCCAAAGACAAGAGGAAGGACGAGAUCAUGGAGGAGAUGAAGAAGGUGACAGACGGCGUGGUGGAUGUGAUCGUGUAUCCCAGCUCCACAGAUAAAAGUAGAAAUCGAGGAUUCGCCUUCGUGGAGUACGAGUCCCACAAAGCUGCAGCCAUGGCCCGGAGGAAACUCAUCCCUGGAACCUUCCAGCUGUGGGGUCACUCCAUCCAGGUGGACUGGGCCGAGCCAGAGAAAGACGUGGACGAGGAGGUGAUGCAGCGCGUCAGAGUCCUCUAUGUUCGUAAUCUGAUGCUGAACACCACCGAGGAAACUCUGCGUCACGAGUUCUCCAGCUUCAAGCCGGGCUCUGUGGAGCGCGUCAAGAAGCUCACCGACUAUGCCUUCGUACACUACCGUUGCCGUGACGACGCCUUGGCCGCGCUGAGCCUCAUGAACGGGGCUCUGAUCGACGGAGCGAGCGUGGAGGUGACGCUCGCCAAACCGGCCGGAGUCAAAGACGGGGGCAUGGCUGGUCGGAGGUUCAGUGGCCGGGGUUACCUAGGGACCAGCGCAGGGGCAGGCGGAGGGGGUGGGGCUUAUAUCAUGCACAGGAGCGACGGAACCAUGAUGGACGGAUGCUCUCCACUCAGGACGGGCUCCCUGCCACCACGCCUGGGCAGCCCCUUCUACUCAGGAGCCGAAGACGAAGGCGACAGGUGUCCGUUCCCUCUGUUCCCCGGGACCCCCCUCUCCCCCACCAGCCUGCUGUCACUCAAACAGAGUCAGAUCAGCUCGGCCGUCAGCCUGCUCGACUUCUACUGCUGCAAGAACUUCUGUUCGCCGCCCGAGUACCACCUGUACUCCACACCUGGUCAGGACGGGAGACUGCUGCUGCUCUACAAGGUGGUGAUCCCGUCCACACGCAGUACCUACAUCCCAGACAAGCUGUGUGUGCUGCUGGACAACGCCAAAGAGCUUGCUGCUCAGACAACACUGUGGAACCUGGAGACCACCAGACCCCCGUUAGAGACCACCAGCUCCCCCGUUAGAGACCACCAGACCCCCGUUAGAGACCACCAGCUCCCCCCGUUAGAGACCACCAGACCCCCGUUAGAGACCACCAGCUCCCCCGUUAGAGACCACCAGACCCCCGUUAGAGACCAGCAGCUCCCCCGUUAG